AAUAAAAAAAGGUUGGUGUAUAUAAAUAAUAGCACCACUGAGCAAUUGGAUCUUCCUCAGUGGAGCUUUUGUCCACCAACUCAAAGAUACAGUCUUUAAUACUUACUUAGUUUCUCACUUUCUCUCACUUCCUCCCACAACUCUGUUUUUCCAUUGUCUAGAGAGAGAGGAGAGGAGAGAGAGAGAAGAGAGAGAAACAGGCACAAGAAAUUUUACCCCCAAAGAUGUUUGCAGCAGAAAAUGGUUUAAGGGGUGACCCAAGAUUGAAGGCCAUUUCUGAUGCAAUUAGUGUUGUCCCCAAUUUCCCUAAACCAGGAAUUAUGUUUCAAGAUAUAACAACCCUUGUCUCCAAUCACAAGGCCUUCAAGCACACUGUUGAUAUAUUUGUUGAUAGAUACAGAGACAUGGGUAUCUCUAUUGUUGCUGGAGUUGAAGCAAGAGGGUUUAUAUUUGCUCCUCCGAUUGCAUUGGCAAUCGGUGCCAAAUUCGUUCCGUUGCGUAAACCGGGGAAACUCCCAGGUGAAGUUAUUUCUGAAGCUUAUGAACUCGAAUACGGUAACGAUUGUUUGGAAAUGCAUAAGUGUGCUGUUGAAAAGGGAGAGCGUGCUUUAGUUAUCGACGAUUUGGUGGCUACCGGUGGGACCCUUUCUGCCGCCAUUCGCCUUUUGGAACGAGGUGGCGCCGAGGUUGUCGAAUGUGCAUGUGUUAUUGGUGUGCCAGAGAUUAAGGAACGACGAAUGUUGGAUGGAAAGCCAUUGUACGUCUUGGUGGAGCCUCGUCAAUAGAAAUUUCAAAUUUCCGGUCACAACUGAAGGGGGAAGAGUUGUUACACGGAACAUCUGAUGAUUGUUUCAACAGGGUCAACGCUUUCACCGUUGACCAUCUCCGACCGGUGCUGUUUGCAGCUACUCCGGCGAAACUAUUUGAUGUGAAAAUAAUUUAUUGGGUCCCAUUUUAUGUUUUUUUAUAUGAAUUUUUUAACCUUCUUGUAUUCAAUUUGUAUGUCAUCACCAUUACACUGUUUUAAGGUUGGUUAAUAAUUCAAUGAAUUUUAUGGGAUUU
This is a messenger RNA of Erythranthe guttata (spotted monkey flower), 1062 nucleotides long. Its product is annotated as adenine phosphoribosyltransferase 5. Gene Ontology annotation, molecular function: adenine phosphoribosyltransferase activity. The record is from RefSeq and is a predicted model, not a curated record. Gene Ontology annotation, biological process: adenine salvage. Gene Ontology annotation, cellular component: cytoplasm; cytosol. Lineage: Eukaryota; Viridiplantae; Streptophyta; Magnoliopsida; Lamiales; Phrymaceae.